CUGUCUAUGCAAAGCCUGGCUCAACAUUUCAGUGUGCCAAGAACUUCUAAGGUUCGCAUCGCAGCAAUGGCAACUCCUCGGUUUGCGAAGGCCACAGCAGUCCUCAGCUGCCUUGUUGCUCUUGCAACACUUGCAAGCUGCAACACUGAAGUUGACAUACUGUACGAGCAAAGGCAGACAUGGAAGGACCCAAACGAUGUGCUGGUGAGCUGGGAUCCGACUCUUGUCAAUCCCUGCACCUGGCUCCAUAUCACUUGCAACAACGACAACUCUGUCAUCCGUGUGGAUUUGGGGAACGCAGGUCUAUCAGGCUAUCUGGUUCCAGAUCUGGGAGGACUGAAGAACCUCCAGUACCUGAACUUGUAUGGGAAUAACCUGACAGGGUCUAUACCUGAAUCUUUGGGCAAUCUGACGCGUCUUGAGGGGCUGGAGCUUCAGAAGAAUGCGCUGAGCGGUGCAAUUCCAUCCUCACUCGGGAACAUCAAAACAUUGCAGUUCCUGAAGCUGAACGCGAACAUACUGACCGGCACGGUUCCAUUGGAAGUCCUCUCUCUUGUCAUUGCUGGGAAUCUGACCGAGCUAAAUAUUGCAAACAACGACUUGGCCGGCACAGUCAGAUCAUCUGGUUUGAGAGUGACUGCAAUCAUUCAGGACAAGCUGAAGACUGCAUGAUGAUGAGUCCCUGGAUCAGGACAUUGGCUUUCUUCAUGUGUAUAUUGGCAAGAAAUAAAAAGGAUAAAUCCAAUGACAUGGAUUGAUCUAGACAUCUUGUAGUAUGAUAUGGCUGCUGAAUAUAUUAUAUUCUUCUCAGAUUGUCCCCUUGAGUAGCAUUAGUUAAUGAGAAUAUAUGGGGCAUCUCUAGUCCUCGAGAAAAAAAAUAAGUCUUCCCAAUUUUCCUAGCAUUGUAGAAGGUACUGUUAAUAUAUGUAAUGCGAAAGUUGUGGUCGUUAACUAUAAGUUGAUAAUGCAAAAGGUGUGGUUACCGAUUC
Sorghum bicolor (sorghum) is the source of this 989-nucleotide messenger RNA. RefSeq names its product leucine-rich repeat protein 1. The transcript is spliced from 7 exons. Gene Ontology annotation, molecular function: protein binding. NCBI's taxonomy places the organism in Eukaryota, Viridiplantae, Streptophyta, Magnoliopsida, Poales, Poaceae. The record is from RefSeq and is a predicted model, not a curated record. Bases 7 to 672 code for a protein of 221 amino acids.